GUUGAUUUUGAUCAUUCAAAUCACUACCUUAAUUGUUCUAACAAUUUCCUCUCAAAAUCUUUAAACAAGAACAGAAAAAUUGAUUAUAGCUUAGAGUAGAGAGAAUCUUAAGAUUUGCUUUAUUCUUUUUUAUUUGAUUAUUUUAAGAAAGAAAAGGAAACAUGUUAUGGUGUCUUAUCCGCUACUUUCUUCGAUCCAUCGCGGUCAUUAUAAUCUCCAUUUUUGUAUGCUUCUCUUUAAAAGUAAUGCAGAAGAACAAAACCCGCAAAAAAAUUGAUUUAAAUUUCAGAGAGCUUCGAAAAGAGUACACAAAAAGGAUUUGAAACGAUCGAGAUUACUCAUUCAUUCUGUAUCGAUUCGCAUUGCGCCAAAUCUCCGCCUCCUGGAUUUGUUCAUAAUGCGAAACGUUUUUGAUUUCGGCGAGAACUUUUACGAAGGGAUUUGAGAGAAAAUCAUGGGGCAUUCGGCGCCGGUUUGGGAUUGCAGAGCCGCGAUUGAGAUUACGAAGGAUUGGAACGGCAUUGAUCAAGUUGUUCUUAGAAAUCCCAAAGGAGCUUCCGCUAGGAUUAGUUUACAUGGAGGACAAGUUUGUUCAUGGAGAAACGAUCAAGGGGAAGAACUUCUCUUCACAAGUAGUAAGGCAAUCUUUAAACCAGCAAAAGCUAUGAGGGGAGGAAUUCCAAUAUGUUUCCCACAGUUUGGUAACUGUGGAACACCAGAGCAGCAUGGGUUUGUCAAGAACAAGAUCUGGACAAUCGACGAUAAUCCACCGUCAUACGUGGCUGACCUCGACGGAGCGUCCUCCUUCGUCGAUUUACUAUAUAGAUCUUCAGAAGAGGAUUUGAAAUGUUGGCCCUAUAGUUUUGAGCUUCGGCUUCGGGUGUCUCUACGACACGAUGGAGACCUGAUUUUGAGUUCUAGAGUUAGGAAUAUCAAUGGAAAACCAUUUGCAUUCUCAUUUGCCUAUCACACACACUUGGUGGUUUCGGACAUAAGCGAGGUGCGAAUCGAAGGCUUGGAAACGCUCGACUUCUUGGACAAUCUAUGUCACAAAGAGCGGUUUACAGAACAAGGAGAUGCCAUAACCUUUGAAUCUGAGGUCGAUCGAGUGUAUUUGAAUACUCCGAAUGCAAUUGCGAUACUUGAUCAUGAAAGGAAGCGGACUUACGUGAUCCGAAAGGAAGGAUUACCGGAUGUGGUUGUUUGGAAUCCAUGGGAGAAGAAGUCGAAAGCAAUGGUGGAUUUCGGGGACGAGGAAUAUAAACAGAUGGUGUGCGUUAACGGAGCGGCGUUGGAGAGACCGAUCAUGUUGAAGCCUGGUGAGGAAUGGAGAGGGAAGAUGAAACUCAGUGUCGUUCCCUCGAGUUUCUCUCUCGACUUGUAGAGGAGAUGGAACCGAGACGGGGGGGACGGGGGACAGCACGGGCAGACUACUUUUUUAAUGUGGGUGAUGCUGUGCUGUGUUGAAAAGUAAAGUAAAGAUGGUUGUAGUUUUAGAAGAAGUUUUUAGUAGAAAUUGAUGAAAUUAGGAAGAAGGGUGUUGGGUUAUAUCGUUGUAAGCCAGUUGUGAUGUUUUUAAGGAGUGGCUUGGCUGCAUUUCCCCACUGAACUAUCUUCUUGUUUUUAGAGGAAGAAAGGGUGAAUUCAUUGUUUUCUUUGUUGUU
Messenger RNA from Cucurbita pepo subsp. pepo (vegetable marrow), 1664 nucleotides. RefSeq names its product putative glucose-6-phosphate 1-epimerase. Gene Ontology annotation, molecular function: carbohydrate binding; glucose-6-phosphate 1-epimerase activity. NCBI's taxonomy places the organism in Eukaryota, Viridiplantae, Streptophyta, Magnoliopsida, Cucurbitales, Cucurbitaceae. Gene Ontology annotation, cellular component: cytoplasm. The record is from RefSeq and is a predicted model, not a curated record. Gene Ontology annotation, biological process: carbohydrate metabolic process.